AGCGAAACAUGCUGUGGCUGACGGCCGCCGUCAGCGUCCUCUGCCACCUGCCUAGGACCGACGCAUCCGGAAAAUGGACGCAGUUGUUUCCGACAACGUUGGCGGAGCCACGCGCUCGGGACGCCAUGGCGUUCCAAGUCGUUGGCGACGAAGCGAUCGUGUUUGGUGGUGCGGGCAACGGCAACAACCUUGCCUUUGACGACACGUGGAAGUUUGAUUUGGUGCGCAACGAAUGGUCGCAAUGCAGGCCCCAAACUCGACCGACUGCGCGCUAUAGCCACGUCGCGGCGACCAACGACCGCAGCGUGUACGUCUUUGGCGGCAUGGUCGUCGACCCGAGCACGCGCAGCGGCUUUCGCUCGGCAAACGACCUUUGGCGUUUGGACGUCGGGACGUGCGAGUGGGCUCCCAUCGCCACUAUCGACAGCGCGCCAGCCGCUCGGAGCGAAGCCGCCGCGGUCUCACUACCGUCGGCGAUGGUCAUCUUUGGCGGCCUCACGAUUGCAGGCGGCUCUGCCGUCGACCGGAACGACGUGUGGUCCCUCGACUUUAAGACGCUGCAAUGGACGCUCAUGGCGGUGGAUCGCAACAAGCCGUUGCCCUCGCCGCGCUUCUCGCACAGCAUGACAACGACCACCGUCGGCGGUGUCUUGACGCUUGUGGUGUUUUCUGGCCGCCAUUUGAGUGGCGCGACGUGGUCCCUUUUAAACGACGUGUGGCUCCUACCGCUGACGACGAACGCCGAGCGUGCGUGGAUGAUGGUGCCGACGGUGCAGCCGCCCAUGAGCCGCAUCUUCACAGACGCCGUGACCAUCCAAGGCGCGGUGUGGCUCUAUGGGGGCUUCAGUCUUCUCUCGGACCGCAGCCAAGACGCCAUCGCGUACGACGAUACGCUGGCGGGAAUGCUCGGUGCUCUGCCCAAGACCCUUUCGUUUGGGAGCGACUCGUCGUCGCAAAUGAUGGUCAACGAGCCGUCUGCGCGCUACGACCACCGCUCCGCCGUGUGGCGCGACCAGCUCCUCGUAUACGGCGGUCGGUUCCAGUUUUGCUUCAGCGACCUCUGGCUUCGCAACACGUCGUCGCCGCCCACAUAUUGGGCGGGAACUGCGGAUGCGUCGUCCACCGAGUAUAUUCUCAUCUUCGUCCAAGGCGGCAUCAUUCUGGUCAGCGCCAUCAUCUUUCUCGUCAUUGCAGCAAAGCUCAUUUACCUCAAGUGCUAUCGUCACCCACCGGUCGGUCGGGUGGCUCCUUUGGGCCCCACACCGCGCCGCGGUCUCACAAAGGACCAAAUGGCGGCGUUCCAGCGCGCCAAGUUUACGACGACCGAUGCGACGGAAGAGCUCUGCCCCAUCUGCUUGGUGGAUUUCGAGGACGGCGAGACGUUGGUGGUCCUCAACUGCACGCACCCCUUCCAUGGCGAGUGCAUAGCGUCGUGGCUAGCACAAAACCAAACGUGCCCGAUGUGCAAGCGCGAUGUUCUCGCAUCGUGUUCAACGCCUGGUGUUGUCGCGCCCAUGCUGGACAACAGCAACACGCUCGACGACAACACCCUAAUUGCGACCGACCUCUAA
Molecule: messenger RNA, 1571 nt
Organism: Saprolegnia parasitica CBS 223.65
Lineage: Eukaryota; Oomycota; Saprolegniomycetes; Saprolegniales; Saprolegniaceae
Exons: 11
Coding region: 9-1571 (520 amino acids)
Molecular function (GO): protein binding
Source: RefSeq, a predicted model, not a curated record